AUGAGUGUAUCAUCAGGUCUUGGCGCUUUCAAUAAAGAUAAAGUUGCCAAUAAAUUUGGUAUACAAUUAAAACCAAAAGAUGCAUCACACAAAACACCAAAUCCAUUACCAACGAAAAAUGUGACAACAUCACAACUAUCGAACGUGACAAAAAAUAAAACAAUUAGUGAUUUUCGUACAGACAAUAAUGCUAAUGGAUUUUUAACAAAUACAAAUCGUAAUACCACAUCAAAUACAUUAGAAACUACAAAAAAAUCUAAUGAACAAACUACAACAAAAAAGCCGACUGAACAAACUACGACAAAAAAACCAGCUGAACAAACUGUCAUAAAAAAAUCUGCUACGGAACCUGUGAAUACAUCUGCAAAAAAGGAACAACCUCAUUCUUCAAACACAAAUGUUAAUCAUUCCACGAAAAAGUCAAAAGAAUCUGUAUCAACAAAAUCUUCUGAAGUAUCGAACAAAUCCACUGUAUCAUCAACGGAAAAAGUGGUUUCACCAACAUCACCUGUUAAACAACCACCUGUACCCACAACGAAACCUAAAACUGAAGCUCAAAGCGAACAUAAAAAAGAUCAACCAUUAUACAAACGACAAUCGUCAAAAUCAUUGGAGAAUACAACCCCAACAAUAAAUAAAAAUACACCAACAACAACAACAACAGCAAAUGCAUCAACAACUUCAUUAAAAAGGUAA
This is a messenger RNA of Rotaria sp. Silwood1, 696 nucleotides long. The record is from the annotation of a GenBank genome assembly. NCBI's taxonomy places the organism in Eukaryota, Metazoa, Rotifera, Eurotatoria, Philodinida, Philodinidae.